AGGGGUCGCCUCUCUGCUCACACACAUCACAAGCCACUACAACUUAGAGAUCACAUAUCGAGGUAGCUAGAGAAAUUAAGAAGCCCUUCGGUCGAUCAGUAGAGCAGGAGGAGGAAAAUCGAGCUCAUCACCUUAGCUCAUCAUCAGCCAUCGAUAUGUCGCAGCUGGCGUCUCUGCCCAAGGUGAUCCUAGGCUCGGCAUCCUUCGGCGUAUUCUGGGUCCUCGCCGUGUUCCCCUCCGUCCCGUUCCUCCCCAUCGGGCGCACGGCGGGGGCCCUGCUGAGCGCGGCCCUGAUGAUCCUCUUCCACGUCAUCAACCCGGACGACGCCUACGCGUCCAUCGACCUGCCCAUCCUGGGCCUCCUCUUCGCCACCAUGGUGGUGGGGGGUUACCUGAAGCAGGCCGGCAUGUUCGCCCACCUGGGCCGGCUCCUGGCCUGGCGCUGCCGGCCUGGGGGCCGCGACCUGCUCUGCCGCGUCUGCGUCGUCACGGCGCUCGCCUCCGCGCUCUUCACCAACGACACCUGCUGCGUCGUGCUAACCGAGUUCGUGCUCCAGCUCGCCGCCGACAGGAAGCUCCCCGCCAAGCCCUUCUUGCUGGCGCUGGCCACGAGUGCCAAUAUUGGGUCUAGUGCGACGCCCAUCGGGAACCCGCAGAAUCUGGUCAUCGCGUUUAGCAGCAAGAUUUCCUUCGUGGGGUUUUUGCUUGGCGUCUUGCCGGCCAUGCUCGCCGGCAUGGCUGUCAAUAUGGUGCUGCUCCUCUGCAUGUACUGGAAGGACCUCGCCCCCGGCGACAUGGCUGCCGGGAAUAGUAAGGAGAUGGAGAUGGAGGAUGUCGUGGUCGUCGAGGAGGGCUCGGGCUUGCCAUCGCCACCGUCGACGUUGGUGGCCACCGGCGCCGGUGAAGAAGACGACCAGGAGAGCAGCAUCUCGACGAAGCACAGGUGGUUCAUGGAGUGCACCGAGCGGCGGCGGAGGGUGUUCCUGAAGAGCUUCGCGUACGUGGCGACGGCGGGGAUGGUGGUGGCGUACAUGAUGGGGCUCAACAUGUCGUGGACGGCCAUCACCACCGCCGUGGCGCUCGUCGUCGCCGACUUCCGGGACGCGGAGCGCUGCCUGGGGAAGGUGUCCUACUCGCUGCUCGUCUUCUUCUCCGGGAUGUUCGUCACGGUCAGCGGGUUCAACAAGACGGGGCUCCCGGGGGCCAUCUGGAACGUCGUGGCGCCCUACUCUAGGAUUGAUCAUGUCAGCGGCGUCACCGUGCUGUCGCUCAUCAUACUUCUCCUCUCCAACCUCGCCUCCAACGUGCCUACUGUGCUGCUGAUGGGGGACGAGGUGGCGGCGUCGGCGGCGACGAUCUCGGAGGCGGCGGUGAGACGGUCGUGGCUGCUGCUGGCGUGGGUGAGCACGGUGGCGGGGAACCUGUCGCUGCUGGGAUCGGCGGCGAACCUGAUCGUGUGCGAGCAAGCGCGCCGGGCGCCGCGCAACGCCCACGACCUCACCUUCUGGAGCCACGUCGUCUUCGGCGCCCCCUCCACGCUGCUCGUCACCGCCGUCGGCAUACCGCUCAUCGGCAUCCUCAACACCGCCUAGCUGGCUAGCUAGGUGGAUAUAUUAAUUAAGUUCAUACUGCAAAAUGCAUCGAUGAGCUAGAUCGAUCCAAUGAUCGACGUACCGAUAGCUAGCUGCAUGCAUGGAUGAACUGUAUGUAUUCUACUCUGAUCGAUCGAUUCGGAGGCAAGUGUACGUAUUCUGGAGUAAAUGUUUACCGUAGCUAGAGGGUAGCUAGCACUUACAUGGUCGGAGGAGACCAACUCCAGUAAUGUGUAAAUAAUGUGCUAAUCAGCACUGAUCAUCCUCUGGCCUGAUCUGCUUCAAGUAAGAAAGCCAGUUAAGGAUUUUCACUGAUUGAUCAACUCCAGUCAAGCCAGCCAGCCUGCAGGUUUUCUCUUUCACCAUCUGUUCUGCUCCAGCUUAGUGCAUCGACUUGAAAAAUUAUCAAAA
Messenger RNA from Brachypodium distachyon (stiff brome), 2003 nucleotides. RefSeq names its product silicon efflux transporter LSI3. Gene Ontology annotation, cellular component: membrane. Gene Ontology annotation, biological process: transmembrane transport. The coding region runs from base 156 to 1592 and encodes 478 amino acids. The transcript is spliced from 2 exons. Lineage: Eukaryota; Viridiplantae; Streptophyta; Magnoliopsida; Poales; Poaceae. The record is from RefSeq and is a predicted model, not a curated record.